AUGGAGAUUCCGGCCAAAUUGCCGUUCUCCAAGCGACCGCUCCGACCUCGCGUAGUCAUCUCCUACAUUUUCGACUACGUGAUCUUAAUUGCCUGUGUCAUCGGCUUCUGGAUCCUCGACUCCCUUGAACCAUAUCACCAGCACUUCUCCCUCCGCAAUUACUCCCUCCAAUACCCGUACGCCGUCCACGAGCGCAUUCCCAUCCAAUAUGCCCUCUGCAUCUCCGGCCUCUUCCCUCUCGUCUUGAUCAUUAUCUAUACCCUCUUCAUCGAUGGCCUGUUUUCGCACCACAAGCCUCUGGACCCGGCGUCCGGAAAGCGCAAGCUGCGCGGUCCAUGGCGCUGGAAGGAUCGCUUGUGGGAGAUGAACUGUGGGAUCUUAGGUCUCUUGCUAUCACAGGCACUGGCUUUCCUCAUCACACAAGUGCUCAAGAAUGCAUGUGGGAAACCGCGUCCGGACUUGAUCGACCGGUGCCAGCCGCGCGACGGAAGCCUGGACAUGCUGCCGUAUGGUCUGUCCAACUCCACGAUCUGCACGGGAGAGGCAAAGUUGAUCAAGGAUGGAUUUCGGUCAUGGCCAUCAGGUCAUAGCAGCUCCUCCUUCGCGGGCUUGUUCUACACAUCUCUAUGGCUAGGCGGCAAGUUCCAUAUUAUGGACAACCGGGGUGAAACCUGGAAGACCCUACUGGUCACCAUCCCGAUCCUUGCCGCAACCCUUGUUGCCGUGUCUCGCAUCAUGGACGCCCGCCACCAUCCAUUCGAUGUGAUCACCGGCUCGCUUCUCGGCGUCAUCUGUGCUAUAGUCUCCUACCGUCAAUACUUCCCUCCUAUCACCGAGGCCUGGCGGAAGGGCCGGGCCUACCCGAUCCGCACCUGGGGCACCGAGCCAGCUGCCCCAAUCGAAGCGAAGUUCAGCGCACUAAGUGACAGUACGACUGCUUUGCGCAAUCCUGAGGCAGAACGCUUGAAUGGGCCCAGUAUGCGUGGGCGAUCUACAUCCCCAGGCCAGCUUGAUCCUGGCACAUCGGGGUACAACCCUGGCAACCCGUAUACCUCACAAGUGUAUCCUCGUCGCGCGCAUGACCAUGAUCCGGAUGGGAACUGGUCUUCGAGCGAAGAUGACGUCGGCAAUGGGUAUGAGAUGCAAACAGGGUACGCGGCGACGCAGAAUCCGGUUGUCAGUCGCAAUUCGUUUGAUGCCAAUACCGCAUACCAUCCCAACGCGUAUCAGUCGCAGGUGCAUACUGCGCCGGUUGGUGUUAUCAGUCCACCGCCGGGCGUGAUUGUCAGCCAUGAUCACCUAGAUCGAUCAUUGACCGAUGCGCCCAGUCGGGAGGUGUAA
Messenger RNA from Penicillium longicatenatum, 1341 nucleotides. Its product is annotated as phosphatase PAP2 family protein. Gene Ontology annotation, biological process: phospholipid metabolic process. The transcript has 5 exons. NCBI's taxonomy places the organism in Eukaryota, Fungi, Ascomycota, Eurotiomycetes, Eurotiales, Aspergillaceae. Gene Ontology annotation, molecular function: phosphatidate phosphatase activity. Bases 1 to 1341 code for a protein of 446 amino acids. The record is from RefSeq and is a predicted model, not a curated record.